UUUUUAAAAAAACAGUUCCUCCGUUGGAAGAAGCCCUCAAGCAAAUUCAGGAAUCCAAUUUAAAAUCAGAAGUAAACCUCCUCCCUUCCCACAGACCAACAAUAAAUUGGAGAUCCAUUCCUGCCUGUCCAGCUGUCUCCACACCUUAUCCCUACUUAACUGAUCAGCUGUCUCCUCCACGGGCCCCAUUGCUAUCCCACCAUUCCCAGAUUCUUCCUGGCUAUCCAACUGUUUCUACCCCCCACCAGCCCCAAACCCUGCCUGUCCGUCCAUCUGUCCCCGCUGCUCUUCCAAAGACCUCUUUCCCAGCCCCGUUACUGUCCUACCCAGUCAAAUAUCUUCCUCACCCUCCAGCCCCAGUUAACCCCAGCUUCUCUAGCAGUUUCCCGCAUCUACCAGCCCCAAUUCCUUCUGGCCCACCUGACCAUCUACCCCACCCACCCCGAAGUUCCACAAUCAUCCCUCCUCCUGACUCACAGAGCAAGUUAUUUUACAAAACUUUCAGACCCAAACAUUUCCCUCCACAGCGUUCUACUCCAGCCACUCUAAUGCCUGCCCUCAUUCAUCAUUCCCUUCCAGCUCUACUGGUUGUUUCCCCAACCCCUUUGGAAGCUGUCCCCAUUUUGAAGCCUUCCUGUUUAUCCAGUCACCCCCCUCAUCAACCAGUCCCCACUCUUUCUGAUAUCAGCUUGUUCCCUGAACAUCCUGCUACUUUAGAUUCUUUUUGGUCAGUCCAGCAGUCUGUUCCACAAACCACCACAUUGUCAGAUCUGCCCCAGGCCUUUGUAGACCAUCCUCCUGCCUCAGUUCACUCCCACCUACCUCCCUGUCACUCCCCGUGCUCUUCUUUGUCUUCCACACCUUCUUCAUCCCCUGUGCAGUCCUCUUCCUCUUCCUCCAUCCUUUCCUCUUCUUUACCCUCCUCUCCUGCCUCUCCAUCCUUACCCCUUUCAUCUGUCCCUCUCUUUUCCUCUCCUCUGCAUUCAGCUCCCUCUCCAAUCCAUCCUGUGUCUUCAUCCUUUCCCCCCAUGCUUUACUCUCCCUCUCUUCCUACAUCCCCAUCUCCUUUUAUUUCUAUUCAUCCCCUCAAUCCUCCUCACUGGGGGAAGAAAGUAGAGAAGAGAAGAGAAGCAAGUGGAGUAGAGAAGAAAGAAAUAGAGAAGAAAAAGUUGAGAGACGUCAACUUUAAAGAGCUAUAGAUAAUGCCUUGCCUUCAUCAUUGUCAAAAAAUGGUCACAAGCAUCAGAAACAUCUCUUAUCCAAAAUCAAUUGUGGUAAAGAAAUGAAGGAAAACAACAGGGCAAACUUGGCUACUAACAAAGAUGCGUUCCAGCUUAAACUGGAAGAAACUCAGAAACUCCUAGAAGAUCAGCAUCUAAGCAGUUUGCAAAAAUUUUGUGAUGAAGUUAAUCAAAUAACAAAUUCUGAAACCCUCUCGAGUAUAGACAGUCUUGAGGCUGGGGAACAUGAAGAAAUAUAUUUAACCCUUAACAAGGAGCCUUCCACAUCAAACCAGAAGAAUUUCAUUUCUCUCAAAUCAGUAAAUCUGCAAUCAACUAAUCUAAGCUGCUUUGAUGAAGAUAAACCGUCACUCUCUAAAACUCAGCAUAUAAAUAAUUGGCUCAUAAAUGUAAAUGAUCCAAAUACUCAGACUGUCACACCUUUCUCAGAUAUUUUAAGUAAUCCUAACAUUCUGCCUUCUUGUGAAUGUAAAGAAGAAAAUCCACCUGUGGAAAGAGUGACAAAUAGUGCUAAUAAUUCAGGAGCCUUUGUAUAUAGUCCACCCAUAUUUGUACAAGACGGAAAAAGCAAAGAGGUCUCCGAAACUAGCCCUGUGAGGGCAACUGACUCCUCUUCUGGAACAUUCAAAAGGGCGAGACCAUUUGUUACUGAGAGCCCAAACUUUAAAUUCAGCAGAGUCUGGGCCACUCCAGAUAGUCCAACACAGGAAACGGCUGCGUUUUCAGACCAAGGGAGCGAUUCCGAGUUAACACAAGAAAAUAGAACUACUCCAUUUGUACCUGUGGCAACAUGUAUGGUUUUGCCACGUCAUACGCAGCCGGCUAGGCCUUUACCAAAGAGCAGUCUACAUAUAAAGGAAGUCGAGCCUGCGCCGGGUUCUGGUAAGUUAGGAGAAUUGACCAACGUUAACGGUGAGAAGUUAAAAUACUUCCAUUGUGAUAAGGAAGAGUUGCCUUUGUUUUCAGAUGAUUUCCAAGUUGCCUAUAUACCUCACAACUCUGAUUCAAAUGAUAAAAAACACAAAAUACCCCAAACAUCAACGUCAGUGUCUAACAUGAUUUCUAACUGUGACUUAGUGGGUCAGCACAAGAAGAUGAAAUACAACAUUCAUGAGAGAAAUGGUGUGAGGUUUCUGAAAAGUAUUUUAAAAAAAGAAUCUAAAUACGAACACAAUUGUUUUAAGGCACUAGUUAUAAACCAUAGCUUUAAGUUAGGAAAUCAAAAAGCAGCAGCUAUCAGAGAUAGUAUUGAAUUAACAAAAGAAAAAGGUACAGAAAUUCCAAAGAUUAUUAAAAAACUGAGGUGGUUUGAUGAAACUGGAGAUACAGAAAAAAAUGCUGCAGACCAUCAUUCACUGAAGAACAGAACAGAGCUAUCUCAGCAGUGGUCUCAGCCUUUCCACGUUCAGACCAAAAGUGGUGCUGCCGGCAACGCCGUUAGAGUUCCCGCCCUAAGUGCUGUAGAUUCUGCUGAUGGAACGAAGCCCGAGGAGGAUUCUGUCUCUGACAAUGUCGCUGCUUAUGGAGAAGCUGGGACAGACCAUGUGCCUCUGAACUGUUUUAUGCCUUCAGGUUAUAACGUUGCUAAACAAGCCUGGCCACCCUCAGAAAAAGAGGGCAGUCAACCCCCUCUGCAAAGUGGCAGUUCUAAAGCUCAGAAAGCAAGUCCACCACAAGGUGGUACAAGAGUAAUCCGAAGAACAAGAUCUGCUCAAGUGCAGUCAGCCUUCGUGUGCUCACACAGAAAAGGCUCUGUCCUUCGGCCCCAGUCCGAGAGCAGAGCCCACAGACUCUUACAAGCUCAGGGUAGACUGAUUGUGCCUCAUCCUCCUCCUAAGUCUCCGUCAAAUAGUAGGAGUAGUAAAAAUACACAAGUGUCUCAGUGUCAACAGGUAACACUUGAAGAUUCUCAAAACGUAAUUACAAGUCACUAUUUUCGUUCAAAGCAUGUGCUUCCAACAGAACACAAGUUCAAUCACUGGAAUCAGGAAAGUCAUUUUCCACCCGCAGCUGUUUGUUCGGACUCUGUCACUGUGAUGCCUUCUCUACCGUAUUGUUCUUCUGAGUGCCAAACUUUAGCAAAAAUAAAUGGUUCAGAUGGCACUCAAGUGGCGCCCCAGCAAGGUGGGACUUCACAUUGCGCCCACAGAUGUCCUGUUGAUGAAGAAAGCCAUCCCUCUGUGACUCUGAGAACCGCUCAAGAAGAGUCUGUUCCCUUGUGGAAAAGACAGAAUAAUAUUCCGGGCCAAAAUGAAAAGGCUGCUGGCUCUACUGUUGUAAGAAGAAAGCGAAUUGUUGAAAAUAAGCAGAGAAGCCUUUUAGAACAGAAAAGACAAAACUCUGGAUCUGCAGGAAAGAAGUGCAACGAGCAAAUGAACAAUUUUGGGCAAAGUGUCCAGCCAAGUUCAAGUGAGCCAAAACACACUACGAGGGGUACUUCUGAUGUUGAAGAAGUUUCAGAUAGUACUUCGCAGUUUUUGAUGGCUGAAAGCCUAGUGAAAGCUUCAGUGCCUGAGGAUGAAAUUCUCACUGUCAUGAAUAGCAAGCAGCUACAGAAACCAAAUCUGGCUUUAAAUAAGACCCAGGCAUUCGACAUCUCUGCACUCUCAGCUGGGGAGCAGAAGAUCCUACAGUCCCUCAGUCGUCUCAAUGAGAGCUUAUACUAUGUACAAGAAGCCAUUUGCAAGAAUCCAUCCAUCAAAAACACCUUACAAAUAAUACCACUUCUGAACAGCCAGCCAAGGGGCAGCCCAUCUCCUGGCGUCGGAUCCAGAUGGCAGAGAAAAUACUGACGGCGUACAACAGCGAGUAUGACCCGGAGUCGUUAUCGUUGACAGUCUCCUGUAAAUAGAGCAUAGAUCUCUGCAUUUGUUAAUGAUUUAAAAUACUAUUACCAUAAGAUAAAGGUAAAUCAUAACAUGAGUAAUGGAGAUAAAUUGACUAGUUUACAUUUAUGCUACAAGGUUAUUAUGUAUUUUAUUGAUAAAUACAUUUUUAGUGAAUGGAAAUGCUUCAUUGUUUUUAAUGAGCAUGCUACUGAAAACAAAUUCAUUAUAUUUAAAAAUAAAACAGGAUAUUUUGUUAUUCAAAUUAUGUAUUAGCUAUAGUUGUGGAGCUUUGUUUUUCUGAAAUCCCUAAUAAAUUCUAUUAAAUUUUGGUACAGUGGUAUAAAAAGUUCAUGAUUAGUUAAUAAUAUCCGACAUAGGGGCACCUGAAUGGCUCAGUUGGUUGAGUGACUGCCUUCGGCUCAGGUCAUGAUCCUGGAGUCCCGGGAUCGAGUCCCGCAUCGGGCUCCCUGCUCAGCGGGGAGUCUGCUUCUCCCUCUGACCCUCCCCCCUCUCAUGCUGUCUCUCUCAUUCUCUCUCUUUCAAAUAAAUAAAUAAAAUCUUAAAAAUAAUAAUAAUAAUAUCCCACAUAAAUAGUAAAGCCAUCUGUCUAAGACUUUGAAGGAUCUCUGUACUUUGGAGGUGUUGCCAAGCAGUGUUAAGAAAACCAGAGGAAACUCCUUGUAUAAUCAUGAAACUCCUUUUAUGAUUUUAGAAGUUUUUUCAUAGAAUUAUGAUAAUCUCAUAUAUCUUUUUAUUUUCCCUCACCCAUUUCUGCUUCAGGCUCUCAUCUGGACUACUUACCUCUCACUCCAGGGAAGCUGACAGGUGGCAUUUCUAAAGUUUGGUGGACUGGCAGAGUAAAAAUCGCUCAUAUCAAUCCCAUCUUAGGGGCACCUGGGGGCUCAGUCGGUUGAGCAUCCGACUCUUGGUCUCAGCUCAGAUCUUGAGCUCGGGGUUGUGAGUUCAAGCCCCACACUGGGCUCCUAUCUUAAAAGUUUUCGAGGGACCGUGCAUAUAGGCACUCCGUGUCCCAAGUCCUCCCUGCUUGCACUAAUGCUCAGGCCUCUUACAGGCCCCAGCCUGCUGUCCGGGCCUCUCCGCCCACGUGCACACCUCCCCCAGCUCCAAAUGCCUCCACUAACAUCUGCCUGAGUCACGUUGAUGCGCUCUUUUAAAUUCUGCUCAGGUUGAACGUUGUCUGGUGUUUCCUAAUCAUCGUCUGCCACCUUUGUAUAAGUCAUGUCCUUUGCGUGCUGGGCCGUAAGGAUUUCUGUGAGUGUCCCUCUCCUUCUGGGUAAAGAGCUCCUGGCAGCUGGCAGUUGUCACUGGUGUCUGUGCCCUUAGGAACUAAAGUGGGGGACGCGGUGGCAGAGCAAAGGAAUGAAGGAAGGAAAAUACUCAACUGUGCGAUUUACCAAGCCCUACUACGUGCUAGGUGCUGCUCCGUGUAUUAGGGAGAUAGUAAAAAACAGAAGCAAUUAUAUUCUUCUAUCAUGGAACUUCUAUUUUAGUCGGGAAUACAGAUUUCAAACCUAGGAAUAUGCCACCAGAGGGUUAUAAAGCACGCUGAAUGAAAAGCAGAGCACGGGAAGGGGCAGAGUACUGGGGUAAACGUGACACAGAUGGGGUGGCCAGGGAAGGUGUCUGAGGACUGAAGUGACGGGGAGCCAGCCGUGGUGGCAGCGGGAGAACAGGUCAGCCAGAGGGCAGGAGAGUGGGCUGUUCUCCUAGUGAUGAUUUCAGAGCAGGUGGGGCCCGUUAGGAGAAAGAGAGGACCGGCGGUCUGGACAGGGCGUCUCAGACACAAGCGCCCCUUCCGCCACCGCAGCUGGUGGUAAAUGCCUUUUCUAGUCUGAGAGGUCUGGGGUGGAACCAAGACCACACCAGUCCUGCUGGUCCGUGAGCCACAUUUAGACCCACAGGGUCUGGAGCAUAACCUUGGCUGCAUGUUGAAAUCACAUGAGGAACUUUAAAAAAUAUUGAGGUCUGGGUUACCCCAAGGUGCAGUUUGAGCAUUUAGAUUGUUUAAAUCUCCCCAAAUUGUAAUGAGCAGCAAGGUUAAGAAACAAUGGUCUAGAAGCAACAAUGAGAAACAAGUAGUGGGGCUGGGGAUCCCAAACCCAGCCUGCAGCAUAAGGACCGCCAGCAAACAGCCAGUCUGGGUGCCCUCUCCGGCCGGCGGGCAGCUGUUCUGCUUUGGGCAUUGUCUUUCUGGGCUCCCCUCCGUCCCCAGUCUAUCGCUGAAAUCGCCGGACUACGUGACUGUUUAACUGUUGGUGGUGGUCAGGUGUGUUGGAAGCGAUUCGUGGAGCUCUGACGGGAGCAGAUUUGCUUUUGCUCCACACCAGCAGUAGAUGCAUGCUCUUGCCAUUCCUUGUUUCACGUGAGCAGUAUUUCGUGCUGUUGUUCCUUGUUUCACGUGAGCAGUAUUUCGUACUGUUCACGUGCCGAGCGUUUGCUGCAGUCUCUGAGUAUGGCGUGAGUAUGAAAUAGCCCCUUGUGGUCAGAUUCGCUGCGGUCCACAUUUCCAGGUUAGAAGUGGCCAAAGGGGAAGGUGGAAGUAACAGGAAGUGGCCACUCCUAGCAGGUCACCGUGGUCGCUAACGGGGGGACCGGCUGACUCAGGGUGCCCGGCUUCUCCGCUCCACAGCAUCUUCCAGCAGCCCCCGGCCCACCGCCAGGCAUAGGCUGAGACCCACGGAGACUGCAUCACCCAAGCUCCCUCCUCCUCACUCACGCAGGCCAGAUCUGAUGCCCUGCCCCUGCACUCUGCACCUCCAUCCUCCCGUCCCAGACUCUCGUUCUCCAGCUCCUCUCAUAGUUGGUAGAAUGUCAUUCUUGUAACAAAUCCCCAGUCCCACAAUUCUUACAGCGGCUGUGCUUUCCUGAUUAAUACAGUCUGAUGGAGGAGACACACGUGGGCGAUGAAUGACAUUCUGAACUCUGAAAAAAAGCUUCAGAGUUAGCCAAAUGGAUGUUGUUCAUCUGGCUAAGUCCUAGUGAGAAGAGCCUCCCAGGUCUAGAGGAGACAGAGCCCAGACCCUGGGAGGAAGCAGGGCCCGAAACACCGUCCUGGUAAAGGGCCCCAACCACGUGGGCUCCGCCCCUUGACCACUGGUUCCUCCUGAGGGUUUUCACCAGAAGCCCUAGAGCCUCCCUUUCAGCUCUGCAAACCUGCAGAGCUUUCUUGGUACUCGGAAUUAUCUAGAAGGAAAUUUUAAAUAAAGAACUUGAAAUACAGAUGCAAACAAAUUAGAAUUUAUAAUUGUGCUCUCAAAUCUGACUGUUAAUGAAAUUAUAAGAUGGGUAUUUCCAAAGUGGGACUUUACCUUUCGGAGUAGAAAGGUACUGAUGAAAGCCACACGAAGAUUGAGGUCAGUGGUCCCGGGAGAACUCAGGCAGGGUUCACAGAAUAUGUCAUUUUCUGACACGCUGGCCGGGUGUGUGGCUGCAGGGUUCGGGUAGGGGUAUGUCCGCUGCUUCUUCGCAUUUCUAGGAGGAGAGACAGGACAGGACUAACAGCCGCAGGGACUAAGAGGACUUUUCUUCUAUCUCUCUAGUAGUGGACGCACACAUCUGCCGGAACCAUUCCCAGGAAAGCAAGUGAGCAACAGAACUACUGAAUGCGUGUCCCAGCCCGGGGCUGGAGAGCGGCGAAGUCCAGCAGAGCUCUGAGAAGACCCAGCUCCGCACACAAAUGCAGGCGGAGACCCAGGGCGGCUCACUGUGAGUGGAGCAAAUAUGCGUUCUUCCCGAGUUCCCGGUGCUGCUUGGCAGCUAUAGA
Mirounga angustirostris (Northern elephant seal) is the source of this 7853-nucleotide messenger RNA. It is a transcript of the gene CEP126, whose product is annotated as centrosomal protein 126. Gene Ontology annotation, cellular component: centrosome; ciliary base; midbody. Bases 1283 to 4033 code for a protein of 916 amino acids. The transcript is spliced from 9 exons. Gene Ontology annotation, biological process: mitotic spindle organization; cytoplasmic microtubule organization; non-motile cilium assembly. The record is from RefSeq and is a predicted model, not a curated record. Lineage: Eukaryota; Metazoa; Chordata; Mammalia; Carnivora; Phocidae.